Molecule: messenger RNA, 2118 nt
Organism: Amphibalanus amphitrite
Lineage: Eukaryota; Metazoa; Arthropoda; Thecostraca; Balanomorpha; Balanidae
Product: spartin-like
Exons: 7
Biological process (GO): negative regulation of BMP signaling pathway; cell division
Cellular component (GO): plasma membrane
Source: RefSeq, a predicted model, not a curated record
GAAGGAGACGCUGACCCGCCUGGUGGACGCCCAGUCGGCGGCGGACGUGCCGGACGCGCCGCCGGACGCGCCGCCGGACGCGCCGCCGUCCUACUGCUCGCUGUACCCGGACGUGCCGGCCGACAGCGGCCCGCUGUACCCGGCCGUGCCCCCGGAGACGUCCGUCAGUCCGCAGCUGGCGCAGCGGGUAGCCGCCGCCGCCGAGUCGGAGCAGGCCGCCGCGCUGAUGGAGAUCGCCGAGGCGUCCGACGGCGACGGCGUGCCUCUGCCCAGCCACGCCGAGACGCUGUUCGCGCUGCCGUCCGGCGCUCAGCUGUUCUUUGUGGCGCCCGACGGGGCGGUGAGCGCGCCGACGGCGGCGCACGAGCUGCGGGUCUGCCGCUUCCCAGACGGGGCGGUGUCGGCCGGCGCGCCGACCGCCUUCCUGCAGUGCGGCGAGUGGACGUACCCGCUGGUGCCGGGAUGCUCGCCGGUGCUGCACAGCAACUUCGGGCCGUACAUGUUCCCGGACCUGGAGCGGCCAGGCUGUCACGUGGCGCUGCUGCUGCCGGAGACGGUGGCGCCGUCUGCGCGCGGCCAGUUUGAGGAGCUGCUGGAGCAGCUGACGGCGCUGGUCCAGCAGCCCGGCGAGCCGACCGCUGCGGCCGCCCCGACCCCCGAGCAGCGCCAGCGGCUGGCGGCCGUCCUCUCCGGCGGCCUGGUCAGAGGUGCCGAGCUGCUCUCCAAGGGCCUGGUGGCGGCCGCCGGCAAACUCAGUCAGUACCUGACCACGGGCACCCACCAGCUGCAGUCCAACCUGGCGCCGGCCAAGGCGCCCGUCCACAUCGACCCGCGACUCCAGAGCGGCGCGCAGACCGCCAAAAAGGUCUCCGUGGGCGCGCUCAAAGUCAGCGAGUAUGUCGUGGGUCAGGUGGGCCGCGGCACGAUGGCGCUGGCCGCCUACAUAGCGCCGCACGUGAAGCGUACGGGCACCCGCAUUAUCACGGGCUCCCGGCUGGCCGACGAGAAGGCCGCCGCCGGGAAGAUGGACGACGUUCUGGAGGUGGCGUCGGGCGCCGUGCGCGGCUUCGGCCUGGUGUACACUGGCCUGGAGCGGGCGGCCACGCUGCUGGCCACCAGCAUCUCGGAGAACACGGUUCAGCUGGUGGAGCACCGGUACGGCGCCGAGGCCGGCCGCGUCACAGAGCACUCGCUCCACUCGGCCGGAAACCUGGCCAUGACCGGACACAACGUGCAGUCGCUCGGAGCCAAGGGCAUCGCCAAACGGGUGGCCAAGGACACCGGAAAACACCUCAUCACCGAGCACGAACAGAGCAAGCACGGACCGCCGCCGCCGCGCCCGCCGCCGCCGGCCUAGGGCCGCCGGACGGCGCCAGCGGCCGCGUCGUGAUGCGCUCGGCGGUGCUGUAAGGUGGGAAUAAUGUCCUGUGUAUGUACUGUAACAUCGUAGAUGGCCUUGUUUAUUGACGAAGAGAUUGAUAGCAUCGUUGUGCGGUACGGGCCACAGUGCGCUGGGCUGCAGUUUGCGGCUGCGGCGGGCGCGCGUUCACCGUCCCUCCCCGUUUGCCGAGUGGAGCUGAGCGGCUGACUGGCGCCGGCGCCGGGUGUCGGGGCGCCGCGCCAGCAGCGCUCCUCCGCGCUGCUCGGCUUGGAACGCUCCCAUCCUUCCUGUCGGUGGCUGGCGAGGGGCACCGCUUUCAAGCUAUGCAGUAUGUAGAUCCCUCAACGGACAAGUUGGCUUAACUCUAUGAGUGUUUGGAGAUUGGAGGUAGUAUUCCCAUGUCGUUUUAUAAUGGCACGUCAGUGCCUUAAUGUUCUUGUGCGUCCAGUGCUAUGUGCGUUAUCUGCAUAACCUUGCUUCAGACACCGCAAUAUCGUUCGCCCGCCUCUGGACAGGGGUUGGGAAGGGGCCCGCCUCUCCGCAGGGGUUGGGGAGGGGCCCGCCUGUGGACGCGGGUCGCGCGGCGCCCUGUGCUUCCUGUGCAGCUAGUGCUCCGGCUGGCUACAUGUGUCUACCCCUCGCAAAACCUCCCGGAUAGUAACGUGUUGGAACAGACGUGAUACUUUAAUGGAUCUGAGAGCAGAAUAUCUUAACCAAAUAUACAUCGUUUAUUUUUA